AUGAAUAUACCAAUAACAAUUAGUAAAAUAGGAAGUUAUUGUUUUAGUUAUUGUUCAUCAUUAAAAUCAAUCAAUAUUCCACUAUCAGUUAAUGUAAUAGAAAAUUAUUGUUUUGAUGGAUGUUUAUCAUUAACAUCAGUUACUAUACCAUCAUCAAUACAUUCAUUAGGAGACAAUUGUUUUAGAGGAUGUUCAACAUUAAAGUCAAUUAAUAUUCCAAAGACAGUUAGUAAACUAGGAAAUGGGUGUUUUGAGAGAUGUACGUCAUUAAGUUUAAUUAAUAUACCAAGAGGAAUAAAAGAAAUAGGAGGUGGAUGUUUUUAUGAAUGUUUGUCAUUAACCAGUAUGAAUAUACCGACAACAAUUAGUAAAAUAGGAGGGACAUGUUUUAACGGAUGUAAAUUAUUGAAGAACAUCAAUAUAAAAAAUAUUCAAUUUAUUAGUGGAAAUAGAAUAUUUUUAAAUGAACCAAUUUUAUUGAGCAUUAGAACACCAGAAAAUAUAAAAGAGAUUAACAGAAAUGAAAUUAAACAAAGAGAUAUUAAUGAAUUUAUAAUACCAACAACAAUCACUAAAUUAACAGAUGAAUGUUUUAGUGGAUGUACUUCAUUACGCUCAUUUAACAUUCCUACAACAGUAAAUGAAUUGGGAAGUUAUUGUUUUUGUGGAUGUUCAUCAUUAAAAUCAAUUAUUAUUCCAUCAACAGUUAGUAUAAUAGGAGAUGAAUGUUUUAAAGGAUGUUCAUCAUUAACAUCAGUUACUAAAACACUAAAAGAAUCGAAUGAAGAAAAUACAAAAUGUGUUUUAGUGUAA
This is a messenger RNA of Entamoeba histolytica HM-1:IMSS, 813 nucleotides long. RefSeq lists its product as uncharacterized. The record is from RefSeq and is a predicted model, not a curated record. Lineage: Eukaryota; Evosea; Mastigamoebida; Endamoebidae. The transcript has a single exon. Bases 1 to 813 code for a protein of 270 amino acids.